Molecule: messenger RNA, 2465 nt
Organism: Chara braunii
Lineage: Eukaryota; Viridiplantae; Streptophyta; Charophyceae; Charales; Characeae
Source: the annotation of a GenBank genome assembly
UGUUACCAAGGUGGCCCGCGAGUUUCRCACACAGCGGUACGAUGACAACAACGCACCGCUCAUGUAUGUCCGCAUCCAGGUUGGGCAAGCGUCCUGCAGCGCUUUGCUGGAUAGCGGCGCGUCUCGCAAUUUUAUGAGCCAAGCCUUUAUGCAAAGGGCUGGCCUUGGCGCACGAGUUCGGAGGAAGGCAAACCCGACAACGAUCAAGUUGGCAGAUGGAAAGACACAGCAACUUCUCGACCGUUACAUCGAGGCCGUACCGGUUUAUUUCGCACCUCAUGCAUGCGAACCGGUGACGUUCGACAUUCUCGACACGGACUUCGACAUCAUUCUGGGAAUGCCUUGGCUUGCAAGUGCGGAUCACACGGUCAACUUCCACCGGCGGACUCUUAGCGUUCGCGACGCCUUUGGCGCCAAAGUGGCGUGUACUAUUCCUCUACCGCACCCUUCAAUUCGGUGCCAGGUGGUGACGGCCAAGCCAUUCCGGGCGACUUGCGCUUACGAGCAGCCCAAGGAAAUCAGCCUAUGUUUCCUACGGACCGUCGCGGUAGCCGACUCUUCACCCACGGACUUGUCUUCGGACCCCCGGGUGACCCAAGACACCGAUCACAUUCCCGGGAAGUCGAACCGUCUUGCGGAUGCUCUUUCACGGCGUCCGGAUCAUUGUACCGCGGUCUACUCAACCUUCGAGAUUGACGAUGACCUGCGGAACAGCUUCAUCCGCGGCUACCAAGCCGACCCCGAGUUCCACGACAAGUACGUGAAUUGCUCCUCUCCUAACCCGGUGCCUUCUCACUACCGGAUCCAAGAGGGGUACUUGCUUGUCCACACACGGGGGAAGGACCUUCUUUGCGUACUGAGUGAUCCUCACUUGCGUAGACUGCUUCUUGGCGAGUUCCACGAUGCUCCCGCCACCGGACACUUUGGAGUCAAUCGCACAAUUGGCCGACUUCGCGAGCGAUUUUGGUGGCCCGGCCUUCUCGGCGACGUCACACGCUAUUGCGAGUCAUGCGAGGUUUGCCGAAGCUGCAAAUCCCGCAACCACCGUCCGUACGGCGAGUUACAACCAUUACCGGUCCCUUUGAGGCGAAGGGAAGCGAUUGCCAUGGACAUUACCAGCCCGUUCCCCAAGCACAAGACCGACGUGGAUGGGAUUCUUACGGUGGUCGACCGACUCACCAAGUUUGCCAUGUUUUUGCCUUGCUGCUAUCAUGCCAAGGCAUCGGAGUUGGCCGACGUUCUUUACGCCGGCUGGAUUCGAACCAAGGGUUACCCCAAGGAGAUCGUCUGCGACCUUGACACUCGGUUCAUGUCCGAUUUUUGGUUGGCGCUCAUCAAGCGAUGGGGCUUAUCUCUCAAGCCCAGUUCAGCUCGCCACCCCCAGACCGAUGGCCAAACGGAGAGGGCGCACCAAACCGCACAGGUUCUCCUUCGCACUCUCAUCCGUCCUGACCAGAAGGAUUGGGUUGAGCGGUUGCCGGAUGUCGAGUUGGCCUACAACUCCUCCAUCCACCCGGCUAUCGGGAUGUUGCCCUUCGAGUUUGAGCACGGCUCGCCGGUCACUUCACCAUUGGACACUAUCACUCCACGAGCGACCGAGAGUGACGACCAUCUUCUUUUCUUGCGUCAGACGCAACAAGUUCUUGUUAAGGCACGCGACCAGAUGGCUAAGAUGCAUCAGCGCAUGAGCCAGCACGCCAAUCGUCACCGUCUUCCUUGCCCAUUCCGCGCAGGCGACCUCGUUUGGGUUUCCGCAGCGGAAUUCAGCCUUGAACAAGACAUCUCUCGUAAGCUCCUCCCGAAAUGGAUGGGGCCCUGGCCGAUCAUGGCACCCUCUGGAGAUGCACCUGAAGGACCUUCCUUCACCAUUCAGGUGCCCGCCCACUUGCCCGUCUACCCGGUCUUUCAUUGCUCCAAGCUGGCUCUGUACACACGCCAGCAGACCAUGACGAUUUUCCCGGGCGACGAUCGCAAGACCCACCCUCUAUGGACGGUUUUCAAGAGGUCAGCGAUAUCAUUUCCCAGCGUCGCUACCGCAACAGGCCGAGUGAGUAUCUGGUCCAUUUUGCAUACUGCAGCCACAGAGCUGACCGUUGGUUGAACCGUGCGGAACUGCAAACGACAGCUCCAGACGUUCUCGCACGCUACGAACGCAAGAUGCAAGGCAAGCCGGUAUCUUUGGCUCCACGCCGCACCCACGUUCCUGUUCCGCCUUCAGACCGUCAGCUUCGCCCCCAGCCCGGUUUGACUUCAUAAGGAGGGGGGGUGUUACAUGUUGCGCCUGCACACGAGGGCCAUUUUCCAGGCCCUGCGUCCCUCAGCCUGAAAGCUUGAAAACCAGGGCCUACAGGCCCUGUGUCUGUUCAGCUCGAAAGCCUGAAAUACAGGGGCCUACAGACCCUGUGUCGUUUUAGACUAAAAAUGGCAAUAGCCUUUUUAGCCGGAAAUGAAGGGCCAUUUUCGGU